AUGGAGCUGAACAGACAGGCGACAGACGACGCCCUCCCGACGCUCGAACGGGCAGACAGGAUGGUUGAGCGGCUUAUCGAACGGGCAGACAGGAUGGUUGAGCGGCUUACCCAGCGGUGGGCUGAUAUAGAAUUGAAGGAGGAGGAAGAGGUGGGUUUUGAACCGGUGGGGGAGGAUGUUGGUGUGGUUGCGGAAGAGGAGGAGCAGCGGUGGGUGUGUGUUGGUCGUUUCUUGACGACCAAGGUAGUGAAACUGGAAUAUAUGCGGCAGGUUAUGGCCUCAGUUUGGCAACCGGUGUGGGGUAUGCAGGUUACGGAGAUUCAACCGGUACUGUUUAUGUUUAUCUUCUAUGAUGAGACUGAUAUGCAGAGAGUUCUUGAUGAAGGUCCAUGGUCGUUUGAUAAUAGCACCCUCGUUUGUAGACAGGUGGAGGCAGAGGCGGUUCUUGAACAAGCUGCUAAUUUUAUUGGCUCGUUUGUUAAAGUCGAUGGUCGUUAUCCAUGGGCACCGUGGAAGACGUUUCACCGGGUCCGAGUCUCAAUUCCGGUGGACAAGCCGCUAAAGCGAAGAAUGAAGCUUUUUAAGCGGGAUAAAACAAGCUGUUGGGUGAAUUUUCGGUAUGAGCCUUUACAUAACUUUUGCUUUUAUUGUGGUUUACUGGGGCAUGGCUAUAAGUUUUGUAAGUUGGCGAGGAAAUCCGGAUUAACCGCAGACAAGUUCCCGUACACGGCAGACCUGAAGGUAGGGGGAGGUAGCCGGGGACCGAGGCAGGUGGGGGAGCCGUGGUUGAUACCUCUUGAGGAGAAGGGGAAGGGAGUGGUGGGAUGGGAUGAGAGGGGAAAGGGUACGUGA
Molecule: messenger RNA, 852 nt
Organism: Ipomoea nil (Japanese morning glory)
Lineage: Eukaryota; Viridiplantae; Streptophyta; Magnoliopsida; Solanales; Convolvulaceae
Exons: 2
Coding region: 1-852 (283 amino acids)
Source: RefSeq, a predicted model, not a curated record